AUGGUCAGUGGUCGUUAUUUUGACGGUUAUGGAAAUCUAAAUAAUUGGUGGCAAAAAGGAUCAGCUCGAAGUUUUGAUGAACGUGCUCAAUGUUUUAUUGAUCAAUAUACUCAAUAUCGUAUUGGUAAUAAACAUAUCAAUGGAUUAUUAACACUCGAUGAAAAUAUUGCUGAUAAUGGUGGCUUACGAAUUGCAUAUGCAGCUUAUAAACGUUACUUAAAACGUCAUCAUUUACUAUCGAUCACAUAUUUAAAACAUCAUCAACAACAACUAUUACCUGGUGUUAAUUUAACUGAUGAACAAUUAUUUUUUAUUGGUUUUGCACAAACAUGGUGUACAAAAACAACACCUGAAAUGGCCAAUGCAGCUUUAGUUACCGAUACACAUGCUCAUCCAAAAUAUCGUGUUAUUGGUUCUUUAUCGAAUAUGCCAGAAUUCUCGAAAGCUUUCAAAUGUCCAAAAGGAUCACCAAUGAAUCCUGAAAAACGAUGUCAAAUAUGGUUAGAUGUUAAGAGAUGA
This is a messenger RNA of Rotaria sp. Silwood2, 519 nucleotides long. NCBI's taxonomy places the organism in Eukaryota, Metazoa, Rotifera, Eurotatoria, Philodinida, Philodinidae. The record is from the annotation of a GenBank genome assembly.